Molecule: messenger RNA, 1130 nt
Organism: Ceutorhynchus assimilis (cabbage seed weevil)
Lineage: Eukaryota; Metazoa; Arthropoda; Insecta; Coleoptera; Curculionidae
Source: the annotation of a GenBank genome assembly
CGUGGUUGUGUAUCUCAUUAAAUAGGUACUUUCAAUAGAGUGCUUUUGAUUAUUUUAAAGUCAAUAUGAAUCCCACGUUUAACAGUCUAGCCGUGAAUUUAGGAAGGUCGAUAUUAAAAAAGCAUUUGCAUAGGAACUUUUCUAUUUCGGCUACAAACAAGAUGAGGUAUGUGCAAUACAAAAACAAGAAAGGUGGAAAGCAACACCUAGGGGCUCAAUUAUCCAUAGGAGGUGAUAUUAUUGAUAUAAGUUCAGUGGACUCUUCUAUACCUAAUAACUUGGUGGACUUUUUGAAGCUUGGAAAUUCUACGUAUGAGAAAGCUCGAAGGAUAAUCGCUGACAGCAAAUCAAUAACACCAAUAUCAGAUGCCAUUCUGCUUUCUCCUAUUACCAACAGUGAUAAAGUUGUAUGUGUUGGGCUAAACUACACAGGCCAUUGCGAUGAGCAAAAUUUACCUCAUCCAAAGGAACCCAUGUUCUUUAGCAAAUUUUCUUCAGUUGUUGUAGGGCCUCAUGAUAAUGUUGUUAUUCCUCCCAUUACCGAUCAAGUGGAUUGGGAAGUAGAAUUAGCAAUAGUCAUAGGCAAAGUAGCCAAAGCAAUCAGAAUAGACCAAGCCCAAGAAUAUAUUUUCGGGUUCACAGUAGCACAAGACAUUAGCGCAAGAGACUGGCAAAAAAGCAGAAACAAUGGACAGUUUUUGUUGGGCAAAUCUAUGGAUACCUUCUGCCCAUUGGGACCCGCUGUUGUUACAAAAAACAAAGUAGACCCCAACAAUCUUGCCAUCAAAAGUUGGGUGAAUGGGGUAUUGAAGCAAAACGGAAAUACUUCUGAAUUAAUUUUUAAAAUUGACUUUUUAGUGUCUUAUUUGUCGCAGAUAGUGACUUUACAACCAGGUGAUGUUAUUCUAACAGGCACCCCAUCCGGGGUAGGUAUGCACAGAAAUCCUCCAGAAUACUUGAAACCUGGUGACGUUUUGGAAAGUGAAAUCGAGGGAAUUGGCAAAAUGAGGAAUAUAAUAAGUUCAUGAUAAUGUUAUAUAUUCCUGUACUUUACACAACGAAACUGAAUUAAUAUAAUGCUUAAAAUUGUUUUCAACCUAAAAAUUAAUGUAUUAGUGCUUCCUUGAUUU